UGACAGUACUUCUUUGGGGUCAUGAGUUAUGUCUUCUAUUCACUUCUGUGUAACUUGACCACCUGGACACCAUCCCCACCAUCACCUAUGCCUGCAGGACCAUGGGUAGUGUCAGCAGCCUCAUCAACGGCAACAGCCUCAACAGCAAACACUGCAAGGCGUCUGACUAUAAGUUAAAAAAGGGAACAAACCACCAUAGAAAGAGUGGAGGCUGCAGCCUGGACGGGUUACUUAAGUGCGGCUUUACUCAGGACUCCUCUUCUUCCACUCAUCCCACUAAAGGCCUGUCCCACACCCGGUCGGGACGAAGUGAAGAUUUUUUUUACAUCAAGGUGAGCCACAAACCAAGGUCGGUGUACCACAAAGGAGAAGCAAUGGGAGAUCACACAAAUGAAAAGAAGAGAGAUGGUGAAUCAGAUAGGCGACUGCAACCAAAACUGCUGCUCAUGUCAGGGAAAAUGACUGAGAGGACCUCUGCUGGGAAGUCAUUGGUCCAUUCCACUGCCUUCAAGCCUGUGAUUCCCAGGAGCACGUCCUCCACAGAGCCAGGCCACAGCAGCCUGGACCACAUCCUGUGUCCUCUGGAGAAAGCAAGGAGUCCAGACAAUAGACAUAAGCAAGACACCUUCUCAGGGACUUUCUCCGACUCUGGACGUAACUCUAUGUCUAGUCUGCCCACCCACAGCACCAGCGGCAGCCUAAGUGCUUCCACAGGCCCUGUCAGUCACAGUGAUGGCAGCUCAGCUCCCGCAAACAGCCUCAGCAAGGGAGUACAACCCAAUUUCCCUCCAUGGGUCAAUGGGAAUAGCGCUAACCUUGACUGUAGCUACAGGCCUGGUUUAAACAGUGGGGGGUUGGCAUCGAAGGUGAAUGGGGAUGCUGGCUCCCCACAUUCUGCAGAUGAGCCAAGUCCUCUCUCUGAAACUUCAGGUGGGAUUCGGUCCCCUAUUACUACUGAUGAGUCACUGAUUGAACGUUUGGAACAAAGGUUGCUGGAGAGAGAGUCGGAACUGCAGGAGCUACAGGUGAGUUUUGAGGAGAAGGAAGCAGACACCUGCCAGCUGUUUGAUGAAAGACAAAAGUACUGUGCUGAGGAGAUGGAGGGGCUGAAGCAGCGAUGCUCCACAAAGCUACGGCAAGUGUCCCAAAUGGCUGCAAAAACCCAGCAAUCACUCCAGCUGCAGGUCAGGCAGCUCCAGGCAGAGAAGGAGAGGCUUCAGGAGGAUUUCUCAAAGCUAAACCGAGAGAAGGAUCUUGUUGAGCUCAGACUGAGGUCUUAUGAGACAGAGAGCACACAGCUUGCUCCAACACUAGAGGAAACUCAAUGGGAGGUGUGCCAGAAGACAGGGGAGAUCUCAUUGUUGAAGCAGCAGCUGAGAGACUGCCAGGCAGACGUCAGCCACAAGCUAAAUGAGAUCGUCAGCCUCAGGGCGUCACUGAAGGAAAACACAGCAAAGAUGGAGAUGCUCCAGACACAGAAUAAAGACCAUGAGGACAAACUCCACUCCCGCACCAUAGAUGUUGAGGUGUGCCAAAAUGAACUCCAGCGCAAGAAGAAUGAGGCUGAUUUGCUGAGAGAGAAAGUGGGCAAACUGGAGACAGACAUUCAGGGAAUGAAACAAGAUCUGGCUAUGGCCAAAGAGCAGAGGCUGCAGCACAGUUUGCAACUUGAAGACCAUGCCCAGACUCAGGCCUUGGACAGACUAAUCCAAGGCUCAGACCCCCCGGCCCUGGGCCAAGGGGAGGAGAACAGUGGACUCGUCUCCACAGAAUCACUCCAGAAGGAAGUGGAGAGACUGAAGCGGCAGCUCAGGGAGGAGAAGGAUGCACAAGAGAGGCUGGCCAACAGCUUUGAACAGGAGAAGCAAACAUGGAACAAAGAGAAAGACAGGGUCAUCAAGUACCAGAAGCAGCUCCAGAUCAACUACCUACAGAUGCACAAGAAGAACCAGGACCUGGAGAGGAUCCUGAAGGAGCUGACCGCUGAACUGGAGAGCCGUACAGAGCUUGGCAUGGACCUCAACUACAGCUCAGGGUUACAAACGUAUGACGACGUUAUUGCCACAGAGAUUUGAUAUGAGCAUUCACACACAUUCAGUAAAAGUGAACUGGGCGCUUGACUGUUUUUCACUACAGAUAUUUAUGAUGUUAUAACACCUGGAGAUCAUUCACUGCUGUUUUACGAGGGUUAUUUAAUAGAAUGUGCAUAAUAUAGUGUAAUUUGUGUCCAGGUCACAA
This is a messenger RNA of Morone saxatilis (striped sea-bass), 2238 nucleotides long. RefSeq names its product leucine zipper, putative tumor suppressor 1 (gene lzts1). The transcript has 8 exons. Gene Ontology annotation, cellular component: dendritic spine. Bases 102 to 2075 code for a protein of 657 amino acids. NCBI's taxonomy places the organism in Eukaryota, Metazoa, Chordata, Actinopteri, Moronidae. The record is from RefSeq and is a predicted model, not a curated record. Gene Ontology annotation, biological process: regulation of dendrite morphogenesis; regulation of synaptic plasticity.